Aplosporella prunicola CBS 121167 is the source of this 288-nucleotide messenger RNA. RefSeq lists its product as uncharacterized. The record is from RefSeq and is a predicted model, not a curated record. The coding region runs from base 61 to 255 and encodes 64 amino acids. Lineage: Eukaryota; Fungi; Ascomycota; Dothideomycetes; Botryosphaeriales; Aplosporellaceae. The transcript has a single exon.
CCACCACCACCAAAACGCCACAACCUUGGCACCCCAUCCGGCCCAAAGCCACCAACCACAAUGUCCCUCCCCUCCAUCCCGCACCUCGUCGACGCCCUCGCCGCCUUCGCAACCGCCAACCCCCUCCUGCUCUUCGUGCCCUGCAUCGCCGCGGUGCUGGCCCUGCCACCCCGGCCCUACGGCGUCGCCGUGUCGCUGUCGCAGUCAGGCUUCUUUGCUGCGGUUUGGCUGUGGCGGAGGAGUAGGGAGGAGUAGGUUUUUGGUGGGCGUGUUGGGUUAGGAUGGGUG